Cyclopterus lumpus (lumpfish) is the source of this 5226-nucleotide messenger RNA. It is a transcript of the gene znf740a, whose product is annotated as zinc finger protein 740a. Lineage: Eukaryota; Metazoa; Chordata; Actinopteri; Perciformes; Cyclopteridae. Gene Ontology annotation, molecular function: DNA-binding transcription activator activity, RNA polymerase II-specific; RNA polymerase II cis-regulatory region sequence-specific DNA binding. Bases 233 to 1999 code for a protein of 588 amino acids. The record is from RefSeq and is a predicted model, not a curated record. The transcript has 19 exons. Gene Ontology annotation, biological process: regulation of transcription by RNA polymerase II. Gene Ontology annotation, cellular component: nucleus.
CUUUUCGCUUGAGGAGGCUUUGCUGCUGUGUGGGGGAGUGGGUUACAUCCUGUGGCGUUUCCUGUGUUUGUAAACUAGACGGUCUUGAAAACGUCGGUCGAGUGGAGCUGAAAGUUUUAAUGCUAGAUGAGUGAGGUGGGUGUGGCUUCCCACCAGCCCGACCAUCCUGACUGACGGAUCUCUUGAUGACCUUGUCCCCACCCCUGUCCCUGCGCUCACAUACACCACAGCAAUGUCACAUCUGCCCAGCAGCUCAGUCCGCGACCAUAUGAAAUGGGCGGGGCUGCUUGGCUGCGAGGCUGUCCUCUCCAGCAUGGCACUGAUGCAGGCCAGCUCCAUGGCCGCUCCACCCAAAAAAAUGAUGGCCCCCCUUGGCCAUGGACCACCGCAGAGAGAGGGACCCGACCGCGCUCCCCAGAGCCAUAUGAUCCUCCCAUCUGGAAUGAGCUGUCCACCCCUGCUUAUCCGGAAGGAAGGUGAAUUCCAAGCUCCCCGCCUGCUGGAUGAGAAGGAGAUGAGGGCCAACGAGGACAUGCAGCAGAAAAAAAAGAAUAGGAAAUCAGUAACGCCCUGCAAAGGCACAGGUGGAGAUGAGAAUGGUCCGUCAUCCAAAGUACAGAAAAACUUUAUUUGUGAUCACUGUUACGGAGCAUUUAGGAGUGGAUACCACCUGAAGAGACAUAUCCUCAUUCAUACAGGGGAGAAGCCGUAUGCUUGUGCCGUAUGUGACAUGAGGUUUAUUCAGCGUUACCACCUGGAGAGACACAGCCUCAUUCACACGGGGGUGAAGCCGUACGCUUGUUCCAUGUGUGACAUGCGGUUUUUCCAGCGUUACCACCUGGAGAGACACAGACUUACUCAUACGGGGGUGAAGCCGUACGCUUGCUCCAUGUGUGACAUGAGGUUCUUCCAACGUUAUCAUCUGGCAAGACACAGCCUCACUCAUACUGGGGUGAAGCCAUACGCUUGCUCCAUGUGUGACAUGAGAUUUUUCCAACGCUACCACUUGGCAAGACACAGCCUCACUCACACGGGGGUGAAGCCAUAUGCUUGCUCCAUGUGUGACAUGAGAUUUUUCCAGAGAUACCACCUGGCAAGACACACUCUCACCCAUACGGGGGUGAAGCCGUACGCUUGCUCCAUGUGUGACAUGAGGUUCUUCCAGCGUUACCAUUUGGCAAGACACAGCCUCACUCAUACUGGAGUGAAGCCGUAUGCUUGUACCAUGUGUGACAUGCGGUUUAUACAACGUUACCAACUGGAGAGACACAGUCUUACUCAUACGGGGGUGAAGCCGUACGCUUGCACCAUGUGUGACAAGAGGUUUUUUCAGCGAUACCACCUGGCGAGACACAGCCUCACUCAUAUGGGAGUGAAACCUUUUGCUUGCACCAUGUGUGACAUGAAGUUUUUUCAGCGUUACCACCUGGCGAGACACAGCCUCACUCAUACGGGUGUGAAACCUUAUGCUUGCACCAUGUGUGACAAGAGGUUUUUUCAGCGCUACCACCUGGCAAGACACAGCCUCACUCAUAUGGGUGUGAAACCUUUUGCUUGUACCAUGUGUGACAUGAGGUUUGUUCAGCGUUACCACCUGGCGAGACACAGCCUCACUCAUACUGGUGUGAAACCUUAUGCUUGCACCAUGUGUGACAAGAGGUUUUUUCAGCGCUACCACCUGACAAGACACAGCCUCACUCAUAUGGGAGAGAAGCCAUUUGCUUGUGACAUGUGUGAUAUGAGGUUUAUCCAGCGCUACCACCUUGAGAGACACAAGCGUGUCCAUAGUGGGGAGAAGCCUUACCAGUGUGAACGAUGCCAGCAGAACUUUUCACGGACAGACCGGCUGUUGCGACAUCGGCGAUUGUGCCAGGGUCGCGGCGUAGCUAAAGUAGAGAACCAGCCAUGCUGCGACCCACGCCCAUACCCCCAAGAACCCCCACCCGCACCCCCAACCUGGAGUCCCCUGCACCCCCCUCCAGGCCGACUGGCGGUCUGACAUUCCACCUUCCCUACACCCACAAUAUCACCAGAGACGGGACAAGCCACAGGGUUUCUUCUUCUCAGCUCUGUGCGGAGUGACGCCACACUCUUAGCACAGACUGAUCUUGCAGCUCCAGUCUUGGGAUUACUAAUGACAGUGACAUUUUUGUUUCGUUGAUUUUUUACUGUGUGUGUGUGUGUGUCUCUCCCCCCCCCCCCCCCCCCCCCCCCAUUUUUUUUAAAGACAAGACUUUUCUGUGAUGAACAGUUGUCCUGUUUUGUACUUAAUCUAUUUGAUUUUUGCAAAAAAAAAAAGAAAAAAAGAAGUUUUUAUGGUUGUUCAAAUAUAUCUGCAUUUGGUGGUACUCGGGAAGGGCUGUAGGUAUUGUUUAUCCUGACGUGUUUGCAACAAAAUGGGUUGAAGUGGUGAGGAAAAGUAUUUGAGCUUCUUUCUAAUUUUUUCAUGUGGCUCAUUUUGACUUAAAAAGUUAGUCACUUAGGCACUUUCCUACUGGGUAAAGCAAGGAAACCCUUCUGUUUACAUCUCAUUUAGACCAGAUCUUGCUUGCCAUUGUCGCUAAGAUAGUGCUAAGCAUUAAGACAUUUCACCGGAAGCACUAUUUGGUCUAAAUAGGAAUUGAACAUUAGUAUUUCCCUGAAUUUUUCCACAUAGGAGGUACAGUUUUAAGGAUUACUUUUUGUAAAUAAUUGAAAAUGCUUAUUUCAGUAUGGGACUUAAGUGUUGAAUUUUUUUUGUUCACAAAAUGGGCCAAAAAACUGAUCAUUAGAAAUAGUUUCAAAUGCGGUCUAUUCCCACUGUUUCAGGAAAAUCCUAAGGAAACCUGAGUAACUUUGAGUGUGUUUUAUUUUUUUUUAAAAAGGAGAAAAAAAAGUAACAUCAAACAUUGCUUCAUAACUGUAACCCUGGACUUCCAAGAAAUGGAUGAAGAGAGUGAGCCUGCAGUUGACUGGCUCUGUCAGACAUGACGGGUUGGGUCACAGGAGCCUGUGUAGCCUGUCUCAUGUUCUGUUGUGUGUCAGGAAAUGGUACAGGAUGGCAGCCGUGGCAAGUCAUCCUCCCACACUUACCGAGAGUCACGCCAGCUGUAUGUAUACACAGUAUAUGUGCAGAGAUCUCCAGUACAGAAAAGCGUCUCAAACUUGCUCUGUCCAUAGAUUCUGAUCUAAAAUAGCACAGGUUGGCCUCUUGAAGUCCCAUUAUGUUGUUUGUACAGUUACGCUCAUUGUGAGAUUAGUGGGGGGUAAACAAAAUCUUGUGGCCUUAGUGUUUUUUUUCUUUUCAUUUGCCUUUUUUUCUCAACCGUUUAUUAUUGUGGAUCAGAUGUAUUGACUAAGACAAACAAAGCCUUUCAUCGUAGUAUUAUUUUUUUUGUAUCCUAAAGCUGUUAUAGUUACAGAAUGUUGACGGCUUCAGUGGCGCGAAAACAGACUAAUGUGUUCUCCCGUCGAGAGAGGUUGUCUUUUGAUGAUGAUGAUGAAUAUUUUGGGUCAUUGUUACUGAUUUCAGUGUAACACAGUAUGUAAUCCAUAAGAAGCCCCCUGUGAGUUUGUCUGUCCUUGUGAGAAGUCAGUAGUGCUAAAUUGUUUCCCACUGCAGUGCUUUGGCUGGUCGCACACCAUAGUAGAAUCAACACUUGCUUGACUCUACUACACACUAACGAUUGCCUUUUUUAUCCAAAUAUUAUGUGGUUGGUGUGUAAUAAUGGAUGUCUGACAUGUCAUUGGGUUUAGCCUUAAGUAACUGCAGAUACACAAAUAAUCAUUGUAGUACUAAAUUAUAUUGUAACGAACGAUUUAUUUUUCCUAUGAUGAACUUUGAUCGUACUGUGUGAAGUCUUUGACGGUCCGACAGCAGAGAGACAGUUGAAAAAGUUUCUCAAACUUGAUCCUUUCUGUGACUGGUGUCGUAACUUUUCUGUUUACGGCAGAAAUGUCAGCGCUGGGUGGGAAGAUUAUUCUGCUAAUCUGAACAUGCAUGUACAUAUCAAGACAUCGCAACUGUUGUUUUGAUGUCAGAAAGUAACAGAACCAUCAUGGUUGAUUUCAGGGGACAAGAGGACUUUUGUUUUUAGUUCAAUGUUCCAGAUAAUAUUCAGCGAAUGCCGAUGGAAUCUUAGAGUGCAUUAUCUGGUCUCUGAUUUCUAAGAUGAACAGAUAUUUGUGUUUGGUCCAAACAAGAAGCAGUUAAGAGUUAAAGUAAUAUUUUACCAAAAGUAUUAUUGGGAGGAGUUUUUAUUUUAUUUUUAUGGUCAAUUGAUAUCAAGACAAAGUUGUGCAAUGGUGUAAGUGUGUAAAGAAACAGGAUUCAGUUUAAAGUUGUUUUCUUGACAUGAAGUUAAACCCAGUGGCAGCAAAGGAGCCAAGUUUGAGAAAUGCAUUAAUCUGCUCUGCAAACACUAUUCAAAAUCUGUGGAAGGCAUACUGCUGGUGUGAGCACAUACUAAAAUGGCUGACGGGCAAUACAGUAUAUAGUUGACAUCACUUGUUAAUACCUUUUUGACUUAUUGUUUUUAGUAUUAUCAAUCUCAUUGUUAAAAUGCAAUAGAAUCCUUCAGUCUCAGAUCUUUUGUUUAUAAGAUUGAGGUUUAAUUUCAGACGAAUCUAAAGAUUUCUUUGUCUGAGAAUUUCUCAUCCCAUUUUGAUGAUUGUUUCAAGGACCUUUUUUAUUCUGAUGAACUUGUAAACACUGGAGUGACGGGGGGGAAAAAGACAAAAAAAAGUAUUUUUUUUCCUUCAGACUGUACUAGAUUUUAGGUUUUAGACAAAGCCUAUUUCUCCUCAACUUGACACAGAAGGUGGACAGGACAAUUUGGAUCAGUACAGUUGAGAGCCCAGUAUGUUUGGUAAUUUUGACAUUAGAGACGGUAGUACCUCAAGAAAUCUUUUUCUUUCUUAUACGAAGUCCCUGGUAUUUGUAGUAAAUUAUAUUGAUAAUGGUAUUAGAUGAACAACAGCAUAACAGUAGCUAUCACAGAUUAGUUGUUUUCUUUUAUUAGUCUUGCAUGCAGAGUUAUGGUCCUCAGUUAAGAUAGGAUCUUGAUAUUGAUUAUUUUGUGUAGGAAAAUGAGUGCAUAAGAAUAACUUCCGUAAAAAAACAUUACAAUGAUUAUUGUAAAAUGGGCUAACUAAUAUGUACCCUUGUGAUCCAAUUAGUUUCAACUAUAUGAAAAUCAGAGGAGAGGCUUCUUACUAUUAUGCUGAAAUAAAAUCAUUUGUAAAGGA